AUGGACUUUAACCUGCUUGAACCUCUAACUGAACUUGGUCGCUACUGCAUCCUCUCGCUAAAAUGCGGUCUCCAGGCGUGGAUAGGCGAGUGGAUGGCGUCUCGCAAGAAUCGAGACCAACUCGUCAUUGCGACCAAGUAUACCACCGAGUACAAGGCACAUGAGCUAGGAAAGGGAAAGACGCCUAACCACUGCGGGAACCACAAGAGGAGCUUGCAUAUGAGUGUGAGAGAUUCUCUGGCAAAGCUGCAGACGGAUUGGAUCGACAUUCUCUAUCUGCAUUGGUGGGACUAUACCACGUCGAUUGAAGAGGUGAUGAAUAGCCUGCACAUCCUGGUAGAGCAGGGUAAAGUGCUCUACCUAGGUAUCUCCGAUACUCCUGCAUGGGUCGUCAGUGCGGCAAACACUUAUGCAGUCGCCCACGGGAAGACACCUUUCUGCAUCUACCAAGGCCGCUGGAACGUCAUGCUACGCGACUUUGAACGAGAGAUUAUCCCAAUGGCCCACCACUUUGGCAUGGCCCUGUCGCCUUGGGACGUUCUCGGUAGCUGGAAAUUCCAGAGCAGGAAGCAAGUAGAGGAGCGCAACAAGAGCGGUGAACCUCUUCGAAGUCUGUUUAGUGGCGAUUCGAGCCAGAAUCAGACAGAAGACGAGAUACGAAUGAGUGACGCACUUGCUACCGUGGCAGCUGAGCAUGGAAUCGAGUCGGUUACUGCUGUCGCGCUCGCCUACUUCAUGGCCAAGGCACCCAACGUCUUCCCUCUUGUUGGUGGGAGAAAGGUCAAGCACCUACACGAUAAUAUCCAGUCGUUGAAGAUCAGGUUGACGGAGAAGCAAGUUGAGUACUUGGAGAGCGUGAAACCCUUCGAGGUUGGGUUUCCUGGCGAUUUCCUUGGACAGGAUCCAAAUGUAGCUGGGCACGCAGGGGGGCUGUUGGCCCAGUCUGCACCUUUGGCGUUUGUGCGAUCUUCUAAGGCAAUUGGGUAUGAGAACUGA
Messenger RNA from Fusarium vanettenii 77-13-4, 996 nucleotides. RefSeq lists its product as uncharacterized. The transcript has 2 exons. The coding region runs from base 1 to 996 and encodes 331 amino acids. NCBI's taxonomy places the organism in Eukaryota, Fungi, Ascomycota, Sordariomycetes, Hypocreales, Nectriaceae. The record is from RefSeq and is a predicted model, not a curated record.